Messenger RNA from Tripterygium wilfordii, 678 nucleotides. RefSeq names its product elicitor-responsive protein 3. Lineage: Eukaryota; Viridiplantae; Streptophyta; Magnoliopsida; Celastrales; Celastraceae. The transcript is spliced from 5 exons. The record is from RefSeq and is a predicted model, not a curated record. The coding region runs from base 26 to 625 and encodes 199 amino acids.
AGACAUAUGGGAAGAAGAGAAUAAGAUGGAAGAAUACACAUACCCAAGAGGAGGAAUACUUGAAUUGCUGCUAGUUAAUGCUGAAGGAAUUAGGCACACUAAUAUUGUUGGAACGCCUACAUAUUACGUGAUAAUAGAAUGCGGAGAUCAACUGCAUAGAAGCAAGUUAUCAUCAGGUGAAGAUGGAAAAGCAUGGUGGAAUGAGAAAUUUAGGUUCGAAUUCUCAAUAUCGGAUUGGAAAAGCUUAACCCAUCUCAAGCUCAAGAUCAUGGACCAGGAACUCUUUUCUUCGGACAAAGGAUUUGUCGGCGAAACCAUUAUUCACAUAGGGGGGAUAAUAACAGAAGGAAGUGACACACAACUUUUGGAAGUGAAACCUGCUCCUUACAAUGUAGUGCUUGAAGAUGAUACCUACAGAGGAGAGUUAAAAAUUGGAUUCAAAUUCAUCACUUAUAAAGAAGAGCAUCUUCAAACAACCAGAGAAUGUUGUGCAGCCAAUGUCAAUGAACCAAGAAAGUCAGUGUGUAGAUCUAUUCUGAUCAAUGUCUGCAAAUUUUCAUGGAGGAGAUUCUUCUUCUUUUGUAACAAAAAUGCAUCCACAAAUAAUCCCAGGAAAAUUAAUUAGCAGGAUCAAAAACCCAUUGGUUCCACUUUUUUAAAAUUUCUGCAUAAUCUUUG